Molecule: messenger RNA, 1813 nt
Organism: Mycena citricolor
Lineage: Eukaryota; Fungi; Basidiomycota; Agaricomycetes; Agaricales; Mycenaceae
Source: the annotation of a GenBank genome assembly
CUUCCGCCCUCAUCCAUGGCAUCGCCACCAACGCAGUAUAGCUACCUCGACUUGGUGAACCAGUGCGGGAACGCACGCAUCGGACAGCAUUCAGGUCCUCUGCCUCUCGCCCCGACCGCAUACGACGCGGAACGCCUGAUCCCAUUUGCCCUGUCCCCAGCACCUGACGCGCCGAUCAUCGGCCUCCUCCGCCCACUCGUCGUCGAUCUGCUCAUCCGAGAACACGCCAGCGCCGAUCCGGCGGCGAGUAUGUGGGCCGGUGCGCAGCCUGGCACAGCCCGCAUCGCGCUGCACGCACGGCUCGAUACGCCGGGCAAGCGCACCGCGGCCAUGCACGCGCUGACGACGCGGUGGCACGACGCGGGGCUCUUCGCUGGUGUUAUCGGGCCCGGAAAAUGGCGCGACGAGCGGUAUCCGGUGUACAAGGACCCGUUCGGCAAGCGCGACUACGUCAGCGCGGACUCCGAUGCCGCGUUUGAGGAGGGCAACUUCGCGUUUGAGAUGGAGAGGGCGGCGUGUGCGCUGUUUGGGAUCGUGACAUACGGCGUCCAUUUGAGUGUCUAUCAGGAGAACGCUGGAGAGGACGGAGCAAGGAGUGUCAGCGUGUGGGUGCCUACGAGAGCUCGAACAAAGUCCACCUGGCCACUGUUCCUCGACAACACCGUUGCUGGGGGGCUCCCCGCUGGGAUGCCGAUCCUCGAAUGUCUCGUCAAAGAAUGCAUGGAGGAAGCAUCCCUGCCAGAAUCACUAGUCCGGAAGCAUGUCCGCUCUGUUGGUGUGAUCAGUUAUUUCCAUCGUACGGACAAAGGAUGGCUGCAACCAGAAGUCGAGUACUUGUUCGACAUCGCAAUCCCUGCGGACGCAGACUCGACGACAUUCCAGCCAAAACCUCUCGACGGCGAAGUAGAGAGAUUCGACUUCCUUCCUAGACCGGCAAUCGACGAAGCGCUGCGUGCAGGCCGAUUCAAAGCCAAUUGUGCCGUCGUUCUCAUAGAUCUGUUCAUCCGGCUUGGACUGGUCACCGCUGACGAGGAGCCUGACUACUUUGACAUCAUCACAAGGAUGCACGAGAGAUUCGAUUGGGAUCGCUGGGCAUCCAUGUAAAUAAUUUGCUCAUAAAUACGAGUUCUUAGCCAGAAGAUCAGCCUCCUUGUUGAAUUCCCGACGGACCAACCAAAAUUGAACUGCAAAUCCAUGGCUCUCGUACGCUGUGACGAUCCGAUCGAGCUCCUGGAAACAGGCUUUGUUCUUGACCUCUGCCCCACCGGAAGUCCUCCACCCGUUCUCCCUCCAGCUGAAAAUCCACUCCGUCAUGGCUCGGAACACGUGGCUGGAAUCAACGAGCAGCACCAUCCGCCGCACAAGCAGGAGCCGGUCGUUGUCGAACAUCUCCGUGAGCUUCUUCAUCGCCUCGAGCGCCGCGCGCACCUCCGCGUGGUUGCUCGUCUGCCGCCCGUCGAUUCUGCGCGAGACGUUCUCCACCGAGCCCGGGCCGAAGUAGAUGCCCACCCCCGCACGCGCUUCGGGCCUGCCGUUCCCCGAGCACGCGCCGUCGACCUGCACGAUGAUCGUCUCCUUCGCCACGGUCCGGUUGCCGUUGCGGUACUCAAAUACUUCGGAGACGGGCCUCAAGGGCCUGAUGAAGUCGGUCGGGAUGAGGUUUCCUGAUCGCUCGUUGACUGGGACGAAGGUGCGUGCGGCUCCGAGGGCCUUUAUGAGCGAUGCGAGCUUGGAUCCAAAGGGAGGAGGGAUGGGGGCCUCUUCGAGGCUGAACACAUCGAACACUUCGUCCUGGUCGAAGAACAUGCUAGGC